This is a messenger RNA of Rana temporaria (common frog), 1332 nucleotides long. It is a transcript of the gene CCDC9B, whose product is annotated as coiled-coil domain containing 9B. The record is from RefSeq and is a predicted model, not a curated record. The coding region runs from base 150 to 1241 and encodes 363 amino acids. The transcript has 12 exons. NCBI's taxonomy places the organism in Eukaryota, Metazoa, Chordata, Amphibia, Anura, Ranidae.
UUGUAAUCACAACAUGAUCUUGUAUGCUAUGCAACCAGCGCACAGUAACUGUCUGAUGUCUCUCCUGCCUCAGCUCUGCUUUGGAAUUUACCCAGCUUUGCAAUUGAUGUCCAAUAUGCACAAAACUUUUGAGAUCUGAGAAAUUUUCAAUGGAGGAUGGACAGCAGAUGGUCUCGCUAUCUGAUGGGGAAAUCAGAAAAAAAGAGCUGAAAGAUGCUGAAUUUGAAAAAAAGAUAAAAGCUUUAAAAAAGAAGAAUGAAGCCCUUGUCCGCCGAUACGAAGAAAUUGAAGAAGACAAACGGAAUGCCGAGAAACAUGGCAAGGCAAUUACUUCUCGCCGGGCUAAGCAAGACAACCUCACAAUCACGAUCACAAAGGCUCCUAAUGAAAAAAGAGUUGUAAGUGAGAAUUGGAAUAACUCUGACAGCGAAGAGGAGCAGAGAUUAACUGUGCAAGUGGGAAGAGAAGUGCAGCUUGCUGUUACGGUGGACAGUAAAGUUGAGGGAAAGAAAUUAGUCAAUAAGAAGAAUGAGCAAGACUGCAUACUGGUGACAAACAAAGCUUCUAAUUGGACUAUGGAAGAAGUGGAUCAUCUGUUUUCAUUUGGUAGAGGACGUCGUAUGCAGAUAGCAAUUGCAAUGGAACAAGGCAAGAGUGUGGCCAGUAAGAAGAAUGACCAAGACUGUUAUUUGGGGAUCAGUAAUGUGCCUAAGUUGACAAUGGAAGAAGUGGACCAUCUGUUUUCUUAUGGCAGGGGCCAUCGUAGGGAGAUUGCUAUUUCCAUGGAACAGGAAGCCAAGAAAAAAACUGGGAAAAAACGUGAAGAAAUAGAGAAAAUUGUCGUAAAAGAACAAAGCAGUAAGGUGAGCUUAAAGGAUCACUUUGAAUACUUGAAAUGGAAGAAAGAGCGUGAACAAAUUGAUCUUGACCGUGUGGCACGGCAUAAGAAUUCAAAAGGAGAAUGGCGCCGUCCCUGGGAUGUGGAAAAGACAGAUGACAUGUUUAAAGAUGAUUCUGACACAGUCCCAAGUGGAUUCUGUGGCAAGAGAGGGCUUGGAAAACCAGUUAAUAUCGAAAAGAUACAGACAAAAAGUAGUCAAGCUAAAGGAAAGGAUCGCCUUACUGGCAGAGCCCAAAGGUUUAAAGAUGACCCUGUCUACGUUGAAACAGUUGAAAAUGGAUUCUGUGGCAAAAGAGGUGAGCGUCACAUAAAAUACCUAAAGACACCAUCUAGGAACUGAGCAGUGAAGACCUUCCUCAACGAGUUCAAAUUGAAAAAUAUUCUGAUGAGAAUAGGACAUGUUUAAAAAAAAUAAAAUAUUCUUUCCAAUU